UUCUUCGUCAUCACAAUUCCUCAACAACACAACACACAAACACAAAAUCCCCUUCAAAACCUUUCGCUUUCUCUCUCUCUCUAAAGCAAAAACAAAAAAGCUUCCCUCGAAUUGCAGAAAAUGGCAACAAUGUCCGCAUCUCCAAUGAACCUCAACAUGAUUGACUCUAACUUCGAAGUCGACAAGCUCACCUACGAAAUCUUCUCCAUUCUCGAGAACAAUUUCCUCUUCGGCUACGGCGACACCGAAAAUCGCACCAAUUCGAUUAAUUUUCCGCCGAGAGACGCGAAACCGGCGAAACACGCCGCCGGCAAGGUCCGCAUCCUCUGCAUUGACGGCGCCGGCGCCACUGACGGCAUCCUCGCCGCGAAGUCCCUCGCGCACCUCGAGGCCUGCCUCCGCCGCAAGUCAGGCGACGCGAACGCGCGCGUCGCCGAUUUCUUCGACGCCGCCGCCGGCUCCGGGGUCGGUGGCGUCCUCGCCGCGCUGCUUUUCACUCGCGGCAAGGACGGAAGGCCGCUGUGCAGCGCCGAGGGGGCGCUGCGGUUCCUCACCGACAACCGCCGCAGGAUUUCGCGGCGGGCGGGGCUCCUCCGGCGAGUGCUCCGGCCUGCGGCAAAGGCGGAGAAGCUCUUCCGCAAGACGUUCGGGGAGUGCACGCUGAAGGACACGGUGAAGCCCGUGCUGAUCCCCUGCUACGACCUCGUCACGCGCGCGCCGUUCGUUUUCUCGCGCGCCGACGCGCUUGAAGUGGACGGCUACGAUUUCAAGAUGCGCGAUGUGUGCGCCGCCACGUCAGCGGACCCAUCCUCUGCCCCCACAGAGAUGCGGUCCGUCGACGGCAGGACCAGGAUCAUGGCCGUCGACGGAGGCGUCGCCAUGAACAAUCCAACGGCUGCCGCCAUCACGCACGUGCUCAAUAACAAACAUGAGUUCCCGUUCUGUAACGGCGUUUCCGACCUCCUCGUACUCUCCCUCGGUAACGGAGAGUCAGACUUUAACGCCGUUAAGUCCUCCUCUGGCUUCGUAAGGAUCGCCGGCGAAGGAGCUUCCGAUAUGGUGGAUCAAGCCGUAUCGAUGGCAUUUGGUGAGUGUCGGACGAGCAAUUAUGUGCGGAUUCAGUCAAACGGGAUCAUGGCAAACAAGAGCACAGAGGCCAAGUCCUGCAAAACGGCGUCGGAUUUGUUUGCCAUGUCGGAGGAGAUGUUGGCCCAGAAGAACGUUGAGUCCAUUUUGUUCAGGGGGAAGAAGGUGGCGGAGAACACCAACAUGGACAAGUUAGAGUUGUUUGGGGGAGAGUUAAUUAAGGAGCAAGAGAGAAGAAAAACAAGCAUUUUAGCAACGGUGGUGUUGAAGAACAAUAAUGCCUCACCCUCACCCAGCAGAACUUCCUCUGCCACUACCUUGUCCACUUUGUCCUCCAGUAGUUAAAACCAGAAACAGACAAGGGAGAUUAGAGGGAAGAAAUCCAAAGUUAGAUUUUUCAUUGUGGGGUUGAAUUUUUAUGCCAGUUUUUCUUUUUUAUUUUAAGUUUGUGGUGUUGGGGUAGCUGCCGCUUGGGACCAAAUUAAGGCAAAUUGAGAGACUGAGCUGUGCAGAGCCGAAUCCUUAAUUACUACUAUUACUAUUACUACCUACAUUAUAUUUAUUUUUUUUAUUUUUCUUUAGUUUUUUUGGGGGUAUAUAUUACAUUUUUAUGUAAUGAUAGUGAUUUGUGUAUAUGGUUAUUGCCAUGGCAUGAUUUUUGGUUUAAUGUUAGAGCUGUGCUUGAUUUGUGAGAA
Messenger RNA from Glycine soja, 1781 nucleotides. Its product is annotated as patatin-like protein 7. The transcript is spliced from 2 exons. Gene Ontology annotation, biological process: lipid metabolic process. The record is from RefSeq and is a predicted model, not a curated record. Bases 121 to 1431 code for a protein of 436 amino acids. NCBI's taxonomy places the organism in Eukaryota, Viridiplantae, Streptophyta, Magnoliopsida, Fabales, Fabaceae.